Messenger RNA from Microdochium trichocladiopsis, 1086 nucleotides. RefSeq lists its product as uncharacterized. Bases 1 to 1086 code for a protein of 361 amino acids. Lineage: Eukaryota; Fungi; Ascomycota; Sordariomycetes; Xylariales; Microdochiaceae. The transcript has 2 exons. The record is from RefSeq and is a predicted model, not a curated record.
AUGGCCGACUUUAUCCACUCCGGCGGCCUUUGGUCAUGCAAUUCCGGUGUCUGUAUCGCUGCAACACCACCACCACCUCAAGCUAACAACACUUGCAGGAGAUCAAAGCGACCGAAAUCGCCAAAGCCUGCGAAACUGUCAGAUCACCCUGGAGGCUACCCCACCAACAAAUCACCAUCAUCCUUCCCAAGACAUCAUCCCACAUCUGCGGAAGACCUCGAUUCGACGGACAGCGACUCCGACCAAUAUGCUUUCGACUCAGACUCAGACGAGGACGACCCAGAGUGGAGUGGUGAACAGGACGAAAUCGAGACUGCUGUUCUUUCGUCUAUCCCAGAUCUCGAGCUAGCAGCGUUCCUGAUUGUAAAACUUCACGAAGAAAACACCGCAAUCAGGGGCAAAAAGAUCAACCGCUGGCAAAACAGCAUCAUCCAGUGCCACGGCUCUCAGCCUCCACAGAAUGAGUAUCAUCCUGUCGGACAGGCUAAUCUACACAACCCUCGAAAACGCCGGCGUGCAUCGAGAGAUUCGGAGCGCCAUGGCGACUCUGAAGACGGAGAUGGGGACGAACAGGACGGCGAUGAACCUGGACACGUUGAAAGAACCGGCGAGCCCCGCUCAGGGGCUAUUGUCAAGCUCCUCGCAUGCCCUUUUAACAAGGCAGAGCCAAACAAAUACACCGUCUGCAUCGAGACUCGGAACCAUUAUCGCGUCUGCACAUCGGGGUUCAAGACCAUUCAGCGAGUCAAGGAGCACAUUGAGAGGAAGCACUACCCGGUGCAAUGCGACCGCUGUUAUAUGAAGUUCGUCGGUCAAACCAAGGACCGUGCUCAGUGCCUAGCCGAUCUCGCUGCGCAUCGUCAACAGCCAGAAGGGUGCGCUGUUGGCGAUCCCAGGCAGAAAGAAGGAAUCAGCGACGAGCAAUGGGCAAAGUUGAAAUGGAACAGCGGCAAGAAACCGUCGAAGUCGAACAAUGUGGAGAAAUGGUGGGCCAACUGGGAUGUUCUCUUCCCAGGGAGGGAACGGCCAAAUCAUCCAUGUGAGCACGUCAAGGUUUUGUCGAGGAAGGCUGCGGUUAGUGGCUAA